UCGACGCGCGUGCCGAAGCCUCCUGAGCUCGCCCGGCCUGCGGCUCCCCCGGAAAAUCGAGGCGGCGGCGCUCGCGCUGCCCCACCCCGCAGGACCUUGUCUCAAGGGCAGCACGCCGUACCUAGACGCGCGUGCUGCCCCCAAGACCAUGAUGCGCCUCCUCGCCACGGCCACGGCCGCACAUGCCCUGCUCUUCAGCCCGACGCCCGGCGUCCUCGUGCUCAGUCCGGCGCUGACGGGGCCGCGGACGACCUUCUCCGUCGGGCCCCACGCGGGCGAGUCGUACGAGCGCGUGUGGAGGGAAGAUCCCCAGUUCUGCGUCUGGGCCUUGGAACAGCCCGCGCCGCGGGCGGAACUCGAGGACUUCCAAACUUGGUUACGGUCUGUGUGGAAAUCAACCAGUGUGUCGGGUGCACCGAUAAUUCUCCACUAAGUCAUUUCUUGACGAUGACGCGGCCGUGCUGGCUCCGUCGAGCGGUGAGAGACCCACACCGCCACGCCAUCGAGCAGGUGUCGCGUCGAUGGCGUGGAGGACGGCGCGUCGUAAAACUUUGAUUUCCACACAGGUUACGGUCGAAGAGCAAGGCCCGGCGCGCCCCGGUCAAGCUCACGAUGCGACGCCCGAAGCCCAUCGUGCCGACGCCCGUGUCCUACCCCGACACGCUGGAGCCCGACGUGGUCCUCCAGCACCAGGAGGUGCCCGUCGUGCACCAAACGAUGAAAGUCGCCGCAAGGAUCCUGAAGUGGACCGCGAGCCUCGUGGCCCUGCUCCUCACGCGCGUCCUCGUCGGGACCUGCGCGCGCGCCGUCCGCGCCGCGCUCGCCGCGGCCGACCGCGCGUGA
This is a messenger RNA of Pelagomonas calceolata, 843 nucleotides long. The record is from the annotation of a GenBank genome assembly. NCBI's taxonomy places the organism in Eukaryota, Pelagophyceae, Pelagomonadales, Pelagomonadaceae.